CGUGAAGUGAGUCCGGCGGCUCGUGAAGUCCGGUAGAGACCACGCUGUUCCGUGUUCAUUCCUCUCAUUCUCAUCCUUGGCCUCCACAAAUAAGCCUUACUUCUCAUUCUCUGCUUCGCGUCACCACCACACACCGCUCCUCCCUCCUCGCUAGUUUCCUCCGUCGCAAGAUCGCUUUCAGGAGAUCUGCUGGUUCGAGCCUCUUCUCCAUUUCUCCCUAUUUGCUUCAGGCAUCUUGGUUAAUUGGGCGAGCGGGGCAAUGGCAACAAAGGCUUUGAGCUUUGUUGUUUGCGACUUCACAAGCCGAUUUGAUUCGAAGUUCUCACCUUGUCGUUCAAGGGCUCCCACACUUAGAUGCUCUGUCCAUUUCUCCUCUGACGCUGCUACCACUGGUAAGGAACAGAGGCCUUGGAAAAAUUCAGAUGCUAGACUUGUGCUGGAGGAUGGUUCAAUCUGGAGAGCCAAGUCAUUUGGGGCUUCAGGAACCCAAGUUGGUGAAGUUGUAUUUAAUACGUCAUUAACUGGGUAUCAAGAAAUUCUGACAGAUCCUAGUUAUGCUGGCCAGUUUGUGCUGAUGACAAAUCCACAUAUUGGCAAUACUGGUGUAAAUUUUGAUGAUGAAGAAUCUAGAGAGUGCUUCCUUGCUGGUCUAGUAAUCAGAAGUUUGAGUAUUAGCACUUCAAACUGGAGAUGCGCAGAACCACUGGGCGAUUAUUUAGCAAAAAGGAAUAUCAUGGGAAUCUAUGAUGUUGAUACCCGUGCAAUCACACGCAGGCUAAGGGAAGAUGGAAGUCUUAUUGGUGUCUUGAGCACUGACAAUUCUAAAACAGAUGAUGAACUACUUCAGAUGUCUCGUUCAUGGGAUAUUGUUGGUAUUGAUCUAAUAAGUGGAGUAUCAUGCAAAGCACCUUAUGAAUGGGUUGACCAAACAGCUCAAGAAUGGGGUUUUAACUCCAAUGGAAGUCCUAGAGAGACCUUCCAUAUUGUUGCAUAUGAUUUUGGAAUCAAGCUUAAUAUACUUAGGCGCCUAGCAUCUUAUGGCUGUAAAAUUACUGUGGUACCAUCUACAUGGCCAGCAUCAGAUACUUUAAAGUUGAAGCCAGAUGGAAUUCUUUUCAGUAAUGGUCCUGGUGAUCCCUCUGCUGUUCCCUAUGCCAUUGAAACUGUGAAGAAUAUCCUGGGAAAGGUGCCUGUUUUUGGAAUUUGCAUGGGCCAUCAAUUGUUAGGCCAGGCAUUGGGAGGUAAAACCUUUAAGAUGAAAUUUGGUCACCAUGGAGGAAAUCAUCCAGUUCGUAACCUACUAACUGGCCAUGUUGAAAUUAGUGCUCAGAAUCACAACUAUGCGGUUGACCCUGCAACAUUGCCAGAAGGAGUAAAGGUUACUCAUAUCAAUCUUAAUGACGGAAGUUGUGCCGGCCUCGCAUUUCCUGCUCAGAAGAUCAUGUCACUUCAAUACCACCCUGAAGCAUCUCCAGGACCUCAUGAUUCCGAUUAUGCUUUCAAGCAGUUUGUGGAGCUAAUGAGGAAGGAAAGAAACAUGAAGCCUGAAGCAAAUCUACACCAUCUGUCAACCGUGCAAGUUGUGGAUGCUUAGUGCUGUUAAGCGAGCUGCUAUUCCAAUGAGGAUGAAAUGUUAGGCAUUAGUAUCAAUGAUUUUGUAGAUGAAUUUAUCCAUCAAUGUUCUGCCAAGUUUAAUUUAGGUUUUCAUGGUCUACCUUGUGUACCUAAAGCUAGCUUGCCUGAGAUUGCUGUAUCUUUGCAGUCAAAUGAGGAAUUCGUUUUGUCUGGAACUUUUGGAUUGAGCAGUUGGAUAAUCACAAGAUCACCAUGUUACAAUUC
Messenger RNA from Neltuma alba, 1839 nucleotides. Its product is annotated as carbamoyl-phosphate synthase small chain, chloroplastic. Gene Ontology annotation, cellular component: cytoplasm; carbamoyl-phosphate synthase complex. The record is from RefSeq and is a predicted model, not a curated record. Gene Ontology annotation, biological process: L-glutamine metabolic process; L-arginine biosynthetic process; 'de novo' pyrimidine nucleobase biosynthetic process. NCBI's taxonomy places the organism in Eukaryota, Viridiplantae, Streptophyta, Magnoliopsida, Fabales, Fabaceae. Gene Ontology annotation, molecular function: carbamoyl-phosphate synthase (glutamine-hydrolyzing) activity. The coding region runs from base 260 to 1594 and encodes 444 amino acids. The transcript is spliced from 11 exons.